CUUUAGCGGUAUUUACCAGUGUUAGGUUGAAACUUUUAGAAGAAAUAGGCCAAAAGGCGAAAUGAGCGCCCAUAAUCGGCAGGUCUGUUUGAACAACGCGGUCGAAGUGUUAGGCCGAAGUGGCCAGCCCGUUUCAAAAUGGCGACAACAGCGGAGCGCCUGUUAUUUCAAAUAAAAACGUUAUGGUUAUGUAAGGAAUAAUUGACGACGGGUCGUUGAAUUAUUAGAAAAUAAUGCACACCCGAGGUGGUAAUGCGGCCACGACGCGAAGCGGAGUGGCCGUUACACCUCGGGUGUGCAUUAUUUUCUAAUAAUUCAACGGUCCGGAGUCAAUUAUUCCGCUUAUACUACGGUUGCCACACCUCAAGACAUCGAUCAGAUGAUAUAUUUCAAGGGAUUCGUCCGGUUUUUCUACUUAAAUCGCUAUUGCUAUUAAAGUUUACCUUCGGAAAAGAAGGGAAAGGAAAAACACAUGGUACACCAAAAGGUGAAACUCACACUGUGAGUUUGGAGAUGAAACUCCUCUGCAGGAGUUCGAAGGUGGAAAAGACAGGAGUGCAGGAGAGCCAGGCAGUGGUGGUGGAGAGCCUGGCAAUGGUGGAGGAGAGCCUCGCAAUGAUGGAGGAGGAGAGCCAGGCAAUGGUGGCGGAGGAGAGCCUCGCAAUGGUGGAGGAGUACAAGGCAAUGGUGGAGGAGAGCCUGGCAAUGGUGGUGGAGAGCAAGGCAAUGGUGGAGAAGUACAAGGCAAUGGUGGAGGAGAGCAAGGCAAUGGUGGAGGAGGAGAGCCAGGCAAUGGGAAAGGAGAGCCAGGCAAUGGAGGAGGAGUACAAGGCAAUGGAGGAGGAGUACAAGGCAAUGGUGGAGGAGAGCCUGGCAAUGGUGGAGGAGGAGAGCCUGGCAAUGGUGGAGGAGGAGAGCCUGGCAAUGGUGGAGGAGUACAAGGCAAUGGUGGAGGAGAGCCUGCCAGUGGUGGAGGAGUACAAGGCAAUGGUGGAGGAGAGCCUGACAAUGGUGGAGGAGAGCCUGGCAAUGGAGGAGGACUGCAAGGCAAUGGAGGAGGAGAGCCUGGCAAUGGAGGAGGACUGCAAGGCAAUGGAGGAGGAGAGCAAGGGAAUUUUGGAGGAGGAGCGCAAGACAAUGGUGGAGGAGGAGAGCAAGGCAAUGGAGAGCCUGGCAAUGGAGGAGGAGAGCCUGGCAAUGGUGGAGGAGGAGAGCCUGGCAAUGGUGGAGGAGAGCCUGGCAAUGGUGGAGGAGGAGUGCAAGGCAAUGGUGGAGGAGGAGAGCAAUGCAAUAGUGGUGGAGAGCCUGGCAGUGGUGGAGGAGGAGUGCAAGACAAUGGUGGAGGAGAGCCUGGCAAUGGUGGAGGAGAGCCAGGCAAUGGUGGAGGAGAGCCUGGCAAUGGUGGAGGAGAGCCUGGCAAUGGUGGAGGAGGGCUUGGCAGUGGUGGAGGAGGAGUGCAAUGCAAUAGUGGUGGAGAGCCUGGCAGUGGAGGAGGAGUGCAAGACAAUGGUGGAGGAGAGCCAGGCAAUGGUGGAGGAGAGCCUGGAAAUGGUGGUGGAGAGCCUGGCAAUGGUGGUGACGAGCCUGGCAAUGGUGGCGGAGGAGUGCAAGGCAAUGGUGGAGGAGUACAAGGCAAUGGUGGAGGAGAGCCUGGCAAUGGUGGAGGAGAGCCUGGCAAUGGUGGAGGAGUACAAGGCAAUGGUGGAGGAGAGCCUGCCAGUGGUGGAGGAGUACAAGGCAAUGGUGGAGGAGAGCCUGACAAUGGUGGAGGAGAGCCUGGCAAUGGAGGAGGAGAGCAAGGGAAUGGUGGAGGAGAGCCUGGCAAUGGUGGAGGAGGAGAGCAAGGCAAUGGAGAGCCUGGCAAUGGUGGUGGAGAGCCUGGCAAUGGUGGAGGAGAGCCUGGCAAUGGUGGAGGAAGAGAGCAAGGCAAUGGUGGAGGAGAGCCUGGCAAUGGUGGAGGAGGAGAGCAAGGCAAUGGUGGAGGAGAGCCUGGCAGUGGUGGAGGAGGGCUUGGCAGUGGUGGAGGAGGAGUGCAAGGCAAUGGUGGAGGAGGAGAGCAAUGCAAUAGUGGUGGAGAGCCUGGCAGUGGUGGAGGAGGAGUGCAAGACAAUGGUGGAAGAGAGCCUGGCAAUGGUGGAGGAGAGCCUGGCAUUGGUAGUGGAGAGCCUGGCAAUGGUGGUGACGAGCCUGGCAAUGGUGGUGACGAGCCUGGCAAUGGUGGCGGAGGAGUGCAAGGCAAUGGUGGAGGAGAGCCUUGCAAUGGUGGUGGAGAGCCUGGCAAUGGCGGAGGAGAGCCUGGCAAUGGUGGAGGAGAGCCUGGCAAUGGUGGAGAAGAGCAAGGCAAUGGUGGUGGAGGAGUGCAAGUCAAUGGUGGUGGAGGAGUGCAAGGCAAUGGUGGUGGAGAGCCUGGCAAUGGUGGAGAGCAAGGCAAUGGUGGAGGAGUACAAGGCAAUGAUGGAGGAGUACAAGGCAAUGAUGGAGGAGUACAAGGCAUUGGAGAGCCUGGCAAUGGUGGUAGAGAGCCUGGCAAUGGUGGAGGAGUACAAGGCAAUGGUGGCGGAGUGCAAGGCAAUGGUAGUGGAGAGCAAGGCAAUGGUGGAGGAGGAGAACAAGGCAAUGGUGGAGGAGGAGUACAGGGCAAUGGUGGACGAGGAAUACAGGGCAAUGGUGGAGGAGUACAAGGCAAUGGUGGAGGAGAGCAAGGCAAUGGUGGAGAUGAUGCAAGAUGAGGAAGCCCGUAGUGGAUGAAACUGAACAUAGACUAUCAGUACUACUUAAAUAUGUAUAUACUUGUAAUAAAAAGUUUGUUUUUUGUAAUUUGACUCAUCUCGUUCUUUAUUACCAAAUCCAAUAAGAUGUAUAUAACCCUGAUAUGUUGUCUUUGAAGCAUUUUGUAAAAUUGGUAAUGACCCCAAUAGCCUGAGGAUUAGCGCAUUACUGUCCCUACAAAACGUCUGCAGGCACGUGGUUUGCAGAAGCGUGACGAGCAUCCUG
Messenger RNA from Brienomyrus brachyistius, 2994 nucleotides. RefSeq names its product cytospin-A-like. Lineage: Eukaryota; Metazoa; Chordata; Actinopteri; Osteoglossiformes; Mormyridae. The transcript is spliced from 5 exons. The record is from RefSeq and is a predicted model, not a curated record. Bases 253 to 2748 code for a protein of 831 amino acids.